AUUUCUAUCCUCACAAAUCUAUAACCACAAAAACCUUUUGGAGCUAUGUUAACAUAAUUAUGUUGGAACAAGAAAUAUCUAAAAGGAAGUGAAUUUGUCCCUCUUAAUUUGUCAUAAUUGAAAAGGAAAUCUACAGCACAAUGCAUAUAUUACAACGCAGAAGAAUUGAUCUUUCCGCUGUGCAAAAACGGGGAAGAAAGAAAGAAAAUCCAGAAGAAGAGGAAGUGCUCCAUUGUUUCUUCUUCUUCUUGAGAUAUUAUUCUCAAAAUGGGUGGUGUGCUGGCUUAUCAAGUGGAAAGAAGAAAAUCUAUCCAUACUCAGAAGAAAAUAUUGGAUGAUCUCAAGGAGAAAAAUGGAUGCAACUUUCCUGGUUCUGAUUAUCAUGUACAAGACAGAAAAAAUUGGAUGUCAGCACUUAUCCCUGAGAAACUCCAUGUGAACAAGAUUGUUUGGCCAGGGACGCAUGAUUCUGCAACUGACCAGAUUGGAAUCCCAUUAAUCACUCGCCCUUUCGCUCAAUGCCAAUCUUUGUCCAUUUAUCAACAAUUGGUAAAUGGUGUCCGCGUUCUUGACAUUCGUGUUCAAGAAGAUCGCCGUAUAUGCCAUGGCAUCCUUCUUUGCUACAACGUUGACGUUGUUAUCAACGACAUCAAGAAGUUCCUGUCAGAAACUCAUUCAGAGAUAAUAAUUCUGGAAAUCCGAACAGAGUUUGGCCAUGAUGAUCCACCGGAUUUUGAUAAGUACUUGGAGGAUGAGCUAGGGGAGUUUCUCAUCCACCAAGACGACAAUAUUUUCAACAAGACAAUUGCAGAGUUAUUGCCAAAACGAGUAAUAUGCAUUUGGAAACCAAGAAAAUCACCUGAACCAAAGCAUGGAAGUCCUUUAUGGAGUGCAUGUUACCUAAAAGAUAACUGGAUAGACACUGACUUACCUGAAAAGAAGUUCAAAAGUAACAUGAAGCAUUUGAGUGAGCAACCACCGGUUAAUUCCCGAAAAUUCUUUUACAGGGUGGAGAACACGGUGACACCACAGGCAGAUAAUCCAGUCCUGUGGGUGAAACCAGUGGCUAACCGUAUUCAUCCAUAUGCAAGGCUGUUCGUAAUGGAAUGUAUUUCACGAGGUUAUGGUGAUCGAUUGCAAAUAUUUUCAUCAGACUUCAUAGAUGAAGAUUUUGUGGAUGCAUGCAUUGGUCUUACAAAUGCAAGGAUUGAAGGGAAGCUCUGAAGCUGAACAAAUGUUUACAGAUCUAAAUAGCAGUAUAAAUAUAUCUUUCAAGAAUUUUUUGUAUGUACACAGUUUGAUCAGAAAGCAACACGUCCUACUUGCUGCUGAAGAGGUGGUUGUGCCGUAGGUAGCUAGGUUAUUCUCUAGUCCUUAUUUAGGUACCUGAAUGUGUCUUGCUGUUAUAAAACUGUAACUAAUAAUAUGUGAAUUAUCACUUGCAUA
Lycium ferocissimum is the source of this 1446-nucleotide messenger RNA. RefSeq lists its product as uncharacterized. Lineage: Eukaryota; Viridiplantae; Streptophyta; Magnoliopsida; Solanales; Solanaceae. The transcript is spliced from 2 exons. The record is from RefSeq and is a predicted model, not a curated record. Gene Ontology annotation, molecular function: phosphoric diester hydrolase activity. Gene Ontology annotation, biological process: lipid metabolic process. Bases 268 to 1224 code for a protein of 318 amino acids.